Rangifer tarandus platyrhynchus (Svalbard reindeer) is the source of this 435-nucleotide messenger RNA. The record is from the annotation of a GenBank genome assembly. Lineage: Eukaryota; Metazoa; Chordata; Mammalia; Artiodactyla; Cervidae.
AUGAACGUGCUCUGCCAAGCGCUAUGCAUGCUGGGAAAUUCCUUGAGAUGGACUAUCCCCCGAGAAGAACCUCCUGCUUACAUUUCUGAGUGCCUGAACUGGAUUCUGCAUUUACUUCCUUCUAGAACCCAGACUGACCAGCAGAGACCCUUUGCAGAGAGGAGGGAAAUCCUGGCCAUUGAGCUUACCCACUCCAGCUCUUUCUGUGGGCAAGAUGCUGGCUUGUAUUUCAAGAGAUCAGAUAAGUCACAAGUACCAAACAUUCCAAAGAGUGAGAAGUGGCUGGGAGAAACACUUUCCAAGAAGGCACAUUCUCCCCUGGAAAUGGCUCUGGGAGUUAGGUGGAGAAGCAAUUUAACCCUCAGUUAUACAGUAUUUGCACCAGAGGUGGCGGCAUGCGCCAGGGGGUAUCACAGUCUCCCCUUGACCUUCUAA